Molecule: messenger RNA, 1215 nt
Organism: Rotaria sp. Silwood1
Lineage: Eukaryota; Metazoa; Rotifera; Eurotatoria; Philodinida; Philodinidae
Source: the annotation of a GenBank genome assembly
AUGGGAAGAUUUAAAAAAACUAUUGAUGGCCAAGUUAAGAAAGUGAAACAUUCAAAUGUAACAAAAAUUGCUCAUGAAUUAUUUAAAUAUAAUAUUAUUCGUGGUCGUGGUUUACUUGCUAAAGCUAUUAUUAAAGCACAAAUUAAAUCUCCAUAUUCUACUCCUGUUUAUGCUGCAUUAACAUCUAUGAUUAACUCAAAAUUUCCACAAAUUGGCCAAUUAAUUUGUAAACGUCUUAUAUCAUCAUUUCGUAAGGCACAUAUGGAUGACGAAAAAACGAAAUGUUUUGCAGAAGCUAAAUUUCUUGCACAUCUUAUUAACCAAAGAGUCUUACAUGAAAUAAUUGCCUUACAAAUCCUUCUGUUUCUAUUCGAGAAUCGAACUGAUGAUAAUAUUAUAUUAGCUAUUGAAUCGUUAAAAGAAUGUGGUCAAAAAUUAUCAACAGUUAGUCCACAAGAAUUAUAUACUAUAUAUUUAGUAUUAAAAAAUUUACUUCAAGAACCAUCAUUAAAUAAACAGACACAAGAUAUGAUUCAAGAUUUAUUUACUAUACGAAGAGAUGGAUUUGAAACAUAUCCAGCUAUUCAAUAUGGUUUAGAUUUAGUUGAUAAAAAUUAUCAAUAUACACAUAUAUUACUAUUAAAUAAUUCUUAUGAUUCUGAAAAAAUGCUUGAUCAAUUUCAAUAUGAUGAAGAAUAUAAAGUUAAUGAAAACAAAUAUAAACAAAGUCGGAAAAAAAUUCUUGUUAAUAAUAGUGAUAAUGAAAAUGAAUCUAGUUCGAAUUCAUCAGAUAGUGAUGAAAAAGAUAAUGAUAAUGAAAAAAGACAACAACCGACAAAUGUUGAUCGAACUGAAGCAGAUUUAUUAAUACAUCAUCACAAAAUAUUUUUAAUAAUCCAAGCAAGUAUUGAUGCUGAAAAAUGUGCAAGUAAAUUACAUAAAAUGAAUUCAUAUGGUCGACGAGACGAUAAAUUAUGUGAAAUGAUUGUUGAUAUUUGUACAAAACAACAUACAUAUGAAGAUUUUUUUGGUAUUUAUUUGAAAAAUUUAUUGUUGGAAUUGUUUCAUUUUCUUGGUUUUACCGAACUUAAAAAUCGUUUAACUGAUCCAACAAUAACAAAACUUUUGCAACAUCAUUGUCUACGUGAUAAUCCAGAAAAUACUCGAUUUUGUAUCAAAUUUUUCACCUCAACUGGUCUUGGUAGAAUAACGUAA